AUGAGUAAUCGACAAAGAAAGAGGAAUUUAUUGUUAGAUCUGAACAACAUUGCAUUAGACGAGUCUUCGCACGAUGAAGGGGCCUCUGAGUCUAUAUAUGUUCCCAUAAAUUAUCUCGAGGAAAUUGACGACGAUGUUGUUGAAUGUUCACCUCGAGAUUUUGCUCAGGCCGUGGCGAAUGCAGGGAGAACUCGUAAAAGAAUUGCAAUUGACUUGAAUUUGGAAUAUCAACCUAUGCCAACACCUGUUGAAAAUUAUAGAGAGAACAUGGAAAAUUCAACUCUUCCAUCAGAGAACAUAGAGAAUCCAACUAUCCCAACACCUGUUAUGAACUAUACAGAGAACAUAACUGAACCAAUUGGUCAAAGUAAUAUAAAUUUGGAAGUCAUCAUCAAUGAAGUUACUGAAAAUGACAAAACGUCACCAGAAGCUAACAAGGAAGAAGCUAACAAGGAAGUAUCUGACCCUAAUAUUCAAGUUGUUGAACCUCCAAAAGAGCCUGAACCUCCAAAAGAUCUUAUCUUAACCUGCCCCAUAUGUAUGGAAGCUUUUGUUGAGGCAAUGUCAACUGUGUGUGGCCAUAUCUUUUGCAAGAUUUGCAUUAAAAAAGCAAUAUCAAGACAAAAAAAAUGUCCUACAUGUAGAAAAAAGCUUACAUGUAGAGGGCUAAGAAGGGUGUUUAUUCCAUCUUCUAGUUGA
This is a messenger RNA of Vicia villosa (hairy vetch), 699 nucleotides long. Its product is annotated as E3 ubiquitin-protein ligase BRE1-like. The coding region runs from base 1 to 699 and encodes 232 amino acids. The transcript is spliced from 4 exons. NCBI's taxonomy places the organism in Eukaryota, Viridiplantae, Streptophyta, Magnoliopsida, Fabales, Fabaceae. The record is from RefSeq and is a predicted model, not a curated record.